GAAAGAGUGAAGAAGUAAAAUCCAGGAAAGAUGAACUCCGGAGAUGGCUGUGGAGCGAAUCGCGAGCUGCCGUCAACGUCGAAACGGCAAUCCGAAGAUUCGGAGAAAGAACCUCCCAGGAAAAGAGUGGAAGCUUGUCACGAUGCAUCUGGGGAAAUGAAACUCCACCGCGCCGUCCGAUGCAGUGACCGGUGCGCAACUCUGGCAAUCUCAACGGCUGAACCGAAAGACCUUGGCAUGCAAGAUGAGCGAGGGCGGACCGCCUUGCAUGAGGCCGUCUGGUGUGGAUCUACAGAAGUUGUGAAAAUGUUGCUGGCAGCUUGGUCCAGCAGCCACCUCGGAGCCACACACCCUCUUCUCGAGAUACAGGACGAUGAAGGAAACACCGCCUUACAUUUGGCUGUGUAUUGUGGGCCCCUCGAAAUGGUCGAAGUGUUGCUCGCCGCUCGCACUGACAUUAAUCCAAGAGACGCCAACGGACGAAAGCCCCUCGUAGACAUACAGAACGAAUGCGGGAGGACGGCCUUGCACGAGGCGGCAUGUGGGUAUUCCACAGAGAUGGUGGCAAUGCUGCUGGCUGCAGGGGCUAAUACGCAUCUGCAGGACAAGUGGGGCCAGACUGCGCUUCACGUCGCCAUCAGCUCACAAAACUUCUGUCUUCGGGACCUCUUUCGGAAAACUCUUCGUUCGGGAAAGGAAUCGACUUCGAAUGCGGCGGAACGGGAAGGAAUUGCUCUCUCGGCGAGCGAGGAGGACCUGGUCGACGCACGGGACAAAUACGGAAUGACUGCCCUACACCAUGCUGCAAAAUAUGGCUUCACAGAGAUUGUUGAACUGCUGCUCGCAGCAGGGACAGAUCCCCUUCUUCAGACUAAAGAAGGCAAAACGGCGCUCCACGUGGCUAUCGAUUGUUACCGGGAGGACAUUGCGGAAAUCUUAUGUGGCGCUGAGGAUGGAAACCACCUGCAGGAUAAAUACGGAAGGACCGCCUUGCAUUACGCUGCGAGUAGAAAAUCCAAACGUACUGUGAGAAACCUGUUGUUUAACGGCGAGCAUCCUCACACGAUAGAUAAGGGAGGAAGUUCUCCUCUGCAGUUGGCCUUCGUAGACAGCGGGGACAAUAGCGUGGCUGAGAUGAUCAUUUCUUUUAUUGCCUUGAAGGACAUUUCGGUGGAUUGGAAGGGUUGGAAUGCCCGUAGAGUCGAGAUCUGCAAGAAACGAAUGGAAGAAUGUGUUUCUGAGAUCCGGCGAAUGAAAGAGACGAAAGUGCUCAGUCGCAAUAUCACCUAUUACGAUGUCGCGGCGAGGCAUGUGGGAAGGCAUGUUAUUUCGCAAGCUUCCAGUGAAAACAGUGCUCAGCUCGCAAAGUCCGUGAAUGUAUUGAAUGCAAUCCAGUGGAUCACUAAAGCGGUUUCCUCAAUAUCCAAAAGUUGCGUUCAGAACUGUUUUAAAAAAGCAGGCUUUAAAAUCCAAGGUGUAAUAGUCAAUGAAAGUAACAACGAAGAAAAUGAACUCUCCGAACUUGCUCGAGUCACUGGCUGUGAUAUUCCGAUUAACGAUUAUAUAGCGAUAGAUGAAAAUUUAUGCACUGAUGACACCAAUGAGGAUAUCACUGCUUUCAUCUCUGAGAAAAUUGAAGAUGCAGGAGGAAGUCUUCCAGAAGAUCUUGAAAGUAGUGAGGAAGAAGAAGAGCCAGAAGAAGAUUGCAAAAUCAAAAAUUAUA
Messenger RNA from Uloborus diversus, 1723 nucleotides. RefSeq names its product serine/threonine-protein phosphatase 6 regulatory ankyrin repeat subunit A-like. The record is from RefSeq and is a predicted model, not a curated record. The annotation marks the transcript as partial. NCBI's taxonomy places the organism in Eukaryota, Metazoa, Arthropoda, Arachnida, Araneae, Uloboridae. The transcript has 5 exons. Gene Ontology annotation, molecular function: protein binding.